CCCAUGGCUAUGGUGAUGCAUCUCUCGCGUGAAGGCAGAAAACUUAUGCUGCGGAUGGGCAUGCGUCAACUCAGCACUGCCAGCACCACCAGCACAGCAUCCCAUUCAUCCUCCAGUCAGCAGAGCCCGCCACCCCGGCCCAGGCCGUCCCGCGCGUCGCAGCUGCUCGAGGGCAGGCGUGUGUUGGUGGUGCCUGACGAGGAGAAGGAGGUCUACAUCGCCAUGGAGAAGGGCGACGGCGAGCUGGAGAGGCUCAGAGACCGGCUGCUGAGGGAGAAGAGGGCUGCAGACGAGCUCGAGAAAGACAGGCGGAGGGAGCGAGCCGAGAGGAUUCUUCUCAGGGUGGCCGAGGCGGCCAAGCAGGAGGGAGAGGGAGAGGGGGAGGGGGCGAGGGAUCCGGUCGGCUCGCCGCAGCCUGGUGUGUUUGCGCAGCUGUCUGGUGAGGUGGUGAGGUACGGCAAGUAUGUGGAGCAGACGUCACACUUCCUCGCGAGCAGAUUUGCACUGACUGCGAGGUGAGUGAGGUGGGCGCCACACAACACAUACGCGCCGCCAGCCCGAGGCCAAGGGAACAGAUCAUGUUGUGUUGGCUGGUCCCUGGUUGUGUCAGGCCGUAUUACUAUCCGCCGGCGCCGGCCGAUGACAUCUCCAUCAAGCCAUACGAGGAGGGCAUGACGAUGGCGCACCACUACCCAAGCAAACUCAUACCGGUAGAUGUGUGCAUUCAUUCACACCCACUUCCCCACACCACCCACAUUGGUUGUGUGUGCGUCUCUCUCUCUCUCUCUCUGUGUGUGUGUGUGUGUGUGUGUGUGCGUGUGCGUGUUGCAGAAGUCUGUGAGCUACCGGUUCCCCUACUCUUUUCUCGUGCACAAUCUGCAGAGCCGCUUCAUGAGCGACAAACGCACCCAGCGCUUCAACAAGUUCCUGCUCGAGGAACGGCUGAGAGACAAGGUGGGGUGCACACACAGACACCGACAGAUGAACAGAUGGAUGGAUGGAUGGAUGGAUGGAUGGCGUGUGUGUGGUGGCAGGCGUCAUUGGUGUUUGUGCUGCGCGGGACGGCGACGAGCAGCAAGUUCGCGAGAUACGACUGGGUCAGCUUCCUCAAACACGCCGGCAUGGACACCGACGCGCUGACAAGGGACAGAAACAUACAGACGAUCAACGUACGCAUCGACGCACAUGCAUGUAUACGAGUCCACAUGUCGUGGAUGGAUCUCUGUUCGUCGUUUGUGUGUGCCUGCAGUUGUAUGUGUGGGACGUCAACCGUGCUGCGCGGAUGAUAAUGCAAUACCGAAUGCUCGCCAGCAUACAGCAAAACGUACACACGCACAUUAACAGACAGACAGGCAGACAGAGAGGGAAAGAUGCGACGUGCGCGUCGACAUUCAUCCAAUUCGUCAGUUCCGUGAGGAGAUUGAUUCGACGUUCGCUCACUUCGACAACCUGAAGUGGGACACGAUGAAGCGGCUUCACCUCUACAACAAACAGCUCAUCACGGUGCUGCUUGUCGACCCAGCGCUGCUCAUCAGGUAGGCCCGUACACACACAAAUGGUCACCUUCGGUGCAUCAUUGACGCAAGCACGGUGCGUGCAGAUGGCAUGCUGUUGGUCUGCCCACUGAGGAGGCAGCACAGACACUCAGGUGCGUGGGCAGACAGGCAAGCAAACAAGCAUCAAGAUCAACAACCCAGUUGUUUUUCUGGCCUAUAUGGUUUAUCUGACAGGGAAGCCCUGCGUGAGUUGAGCAUGGAGCGGUCGCACCGAGUUUUGCCGAAUGUCACCAUCGGCAGCAGCAGCAGCAGCAGCUGAUACGACGCGCGUGUGGAG
Vitrella brassicaformis is the source of this 1833-nucleotide messenger RNA. NCBI's taxonomy places the organism in Eukaryota, Vitrellaceae. The record is from the annotation of a GenBank genome assembly.